This is a messenger RNA of Malania oleifera, 2463 nucleotides long. RefSeq names its product LIMR family protein At5g01460. Lineage: Eukaryota; Viridiplantae; Streptophyta; Magnoliopsida; Santalales; Ximeniaceae. The transcript has 14 exons. Bases 285 to 1814 code for a protein of 509 amino acids. The record is from RefSeq and is a predicted model, not a curated record.
GAUGGUUACGUUUUGAAUACUACCGCCUUCUAUGUCUCUAACGGCCGCUCUAAACUCUAAUCCUCAGCAGAUCAUCUCUAAGAGGAUAAUAUUGUAAUUUCAUGUCAAGCAUCGGUGGCUCCGUUCGCCUUCCCCAGCACACGAUCCGCUGAAGCCAAACUGGCCUUUCCUCUUUCAUGUAUCUCGAUGACCAGAUUUACGAAGUCCUAACCCUAAGAGGUUUACCUUAAUCUCCCUCAUCGUUUCUUCGAUUCGAUUCGAACUCGGAUCCAGGGCUCAAAACCAUGGGCGAUUUCAAUCUCGCUCUUGUGAUCGUUGCUAUAGUGGUCUGCAUCAUCGUUUUCAUCUUCAAUGUUUAUCUGCUCGUUAAUUAUCAGCACCCAGAUGACAAGAACCAGGCCUAUUUUCCCAAAUUCGUUGUCGUUUUGGGGCUCUCUGUUGCCGCCAUUUCUAUAUUGAUGUUGCCCGCCGACGUGGCGAACCGGCAGGCUUGCCGGCACGCCAUAUACAACGGCGCGUGUAAUCUUACCUUGCCGAUGAAGGAUCUGUGGCUUGCUGUCUACAUUCUCGAUGCCGUGCUCGUGUUCUUCAUUAUCCCCUUUGCAAUGUUCUUCUACGAAGGUGACCAAGACAAGAGUGUGGGGAAACGGAUUAGAAGCGCAUUGUUGUGGGUGGUGACGACCGCCAUUGUGUGUGCUCUCGUCCUGGGUAUUUUAUAUGGGCUUGUUGGAAAGGUGGACUUCACUGUUAGGCAUCUCUCAUCAUCAACUGCUUCCUUUCCAAGUACUUGGGAGUUCUCUAGUAGUCAACAAUGUAUCGGAAGUGGUGUACACCAGUGCUCUGCAUAUUCUGCUAGUGCUUCAUCAGAGAAAACAUGGACUAUGCGGACGACCUUUCCAGAAUAUGUUGUUGCUCUUGCUACUAUUGUUGGAUCUGUGCUUUUCUCUAUAUUUGGUGGUGUUGGCAUUGCUUGUUUGCCUUUGGGACUUAUUUUUUCAUUUAUUCGCCGGCCAAAGGCUGUAAUCACUCGCUCACAGUAUAUUAAGGAAGCAACUGAUCUUGGGAAAAAAGCAAGAGAAUUAAAAAAGGCUGCCGAUGCACUACACCAGGAAGAAAGAAGUGGUUCAAAGGGUAGAAAAUGGCGUAAAAAUGUUAAAGAAGUUAAAAAGGAGCUACUUCAACUGGAAGAAGAUGUUCAGCUUCUUGAAGAGAUGUAUCCACAGGGGGAAAAGGCUGAGACUGCAUGGGCACUGACAGUUCUUGGGUACUUGGCAAAACUUCUGUUGGGAAUUUUAGGGUUGAUUAUUUCUGUGGCUUGGGUUGCUCAUAUUAUCAUAUAUCUUUUAAUUGACCCUCCUCUCUCUCCUUUCCUGAAUGAAGUUUUUAUUAAGUUGGAUGAUAUUUGGGGUCUAUUGGGGACCGCAGCGUUUGCAUUUUUCUGCUUCUACCUUUUGCUUGCAGUGAUUGCUGGUGCCAUGAUGCUUGGUCUGAGAUUAGUUUUCAUUACAAUACAUCCAAUGAAGUGGGGGGCCACACUGAUGAAUUCUUUUCUGUUUAAUGUUGGUCUUAUUCUUCUUUGCUCCAUUAGCGUGAUUCAGUUCUGCUCCACAGCAUUUGCUUACUACGCUCAAGCAACUGCAGCACAGGAAAUAUUUGGCCACACACUGCAGUCUCUUCGUGGAAUUAAAUAUUUGUACAAGUAUAAUGUAUUUCAAAUUGCAUUUGUUGUUUUGGCGGGAUUGACAUUUGUGUAUUAUGCUGCUUUUGGAUGGAGAAGAAAAAGGCCUAGCGGCAGAUUCCAACUGUCCACAUGAGGAAUGAUUUAUCUACAAGAGGGUCAGUUGGAGCUAUGGGGAAUAUUCCUGGUUUUUGUCAUCUCUUUUUGUAGUGAUUUUCAUAUUCGGAUGACCUAUGGCCUAGUUUUGUAUUCGAUUGAGAGGUCUAUAUUGGCUGAUAUCAUCCGAGUUGAACCAGUUUACUGCAAAAGAGUUACACAGUGGGUGCUGGGGCUGCCGCCGUUACCCCCUUUCCUCCCCCAUUUGUACGUAUUAUUCCUUGUUAAUUUGUGUUAUGCAUUGGUGUGAGUGUGUAAUAGGGAAAAAUUGUGAGGUGCGCACGGGCGAGCGGGUUCCAGGUUAAAUACCAUUUGAUGUAAAUGCAGAACGAUCAGGAAGUUGUUUCGUGCAACAGACAUUUUAUCUUCAUUGUGUGUUGUGUAGUAGUAUGUGCUGUAGGUUUCUUCUGGUAGCGACGCCAGCAAGGCUGUUCGGACACCUGAUUUCUGCUUAUUUAGAAGAACGCCAGUCGAUUAUUUCAUUUUUAAGUUUGUGAGGAUCUCUCUCUCUCUCUCUCUCUCUGUUAUCUUAUUAGCAAGAUUGCUAAAUUUGAUGUGCUAUGACAAGUUCCCAUCUGUUUUAAGUUUUUAAAGUGAAUAUAGUUUUAAAACUUAUGAUUUUGAUUAAA